This is a messenger RNA of Protopolystoma xenopodis, 249 nucleotides long. NCBI's taxonomy places the organism in Eukaryota, Metazoa, Platyhelminthes, Monogenea, Polystomatidea, Polystomatidae. The record is from the annotation of a GenBank genome assembly.
AUGUCGCUCCAUUCGCUUUACGCGCUUCCUCCGAAUCUGCAAAUGGCCACCAGGACAGAUGGGAUUCAGCUUCUUCUACAAGCAGAAAAAAACGCAGCAGAAAAGCUGAAUGAGGCCAAGAAGCGGAAAGAAAAAAGGCUUAAGGAAGCAAAAAAGGAAGCCCAGGCUGAAAUAGACACUGAAAAAGCUGCCAGAGAACGAGAAUAUAAGACCUUAGAAGAAAAGGUGAAUUUUUGGACGGAGAUCUGA